CACACAUCAUAAACGGUGCUCUGUUUCGCUGCGGUAACAAUGUUUUUAAAUUUAAUUAAACGUACUUUUAAAAAAUAUCUCACUACAUUCAAAAUUCGCCUGUACGCAUUGAAAUUCACUUCGGUUUUAAUAAAUAUAUAUUGCCUUCAAUAUGAUGGCGAGCAUGUGAUUGUGAAAAAUAGUCGAAUCAAUCGUUACAAACGGAAAACACGAAAAAUAUGCAUGUUAGCAGUAUUUCUGCAUAUUUUAUUAUCAUUUGUUGGCUGUAGUUGCAUUAAAGCUUUUCAGCUAUAUUAUCCAAAGGUAUAUCUGCAAAUUGAUGAUUUGGUAUAUCUAUGUAAACUAUAUAUGGCUACUAAUGCGACAAAAAGUGUGAUUACGUUUUGUAUGAUGCUCUGCUGGUGGAAUAAACGAAAUCAAAAAACACUAAUAACACUGUUAAACGAGCUGCUAGUAAUCUGUCGAAAAUUAAACAUGCGUCUCGAUAUCGAUUUUAACAAAUUGCCGCCACAAUCUAGUCUACUAUUUCAACUACAAUUCUUGCUGAUUAUUUGGAAUUUACUAAACAAUGUGCGUAGGGUUUUUAGUUUCGAUAAUAUUGUUCAUAUAAUGAAAAAUGUUUACAUCACCUCCUUCUAUUUGAUAUACCAAACAGUGCUGCUGACUUUGUGGCAACUGCAUUACAAAGCGAAUGUGAAAUUUGCAAUGCGCAUGGAACGUGAAACAUUCAAAUACAAAACUGUAUUAAAGUUCAUUACAUUUUUGAGAAAUUUAAAAAAUUUCCAACAUCGGUUUGCCAAAGCUUUCGUAUGGUUGCCUCGUUUGGUGACUCUUAAGACCUUCCUAAUUGUUGGUCAAAGUUCAUAUCUGUGGCAAAAUCAACAUCAAACUUUGGCUGAUGUGAAAUUAAUUUGGUUAUAUACUAACCUAGUUGAAAGUUUACUAGACAUGUUCUUAUUAGUUUUCAUGCUAAGUGAAUUGUGUCGUUUGGACCAUUACACACAACGUUUACUAUUUGAAGCUGAUAACAUACUACACAGCAAGGCGCCCGCUCGCAGUGGCUCAUUAAAAGAGCUCGAAGCUUAUUUAUCGACUCCUCGCUUCAAUUCGUACACACUGCAACUACAUCCCUUUGUACAGCAGAUAAGCCACUUUCAAAUCUGGGCAAUUUUAAUACCAGUGGCUUGUGGAUUCAUUAUGAAUUGCUUAAAUCCAUUCGAUAUGCUGUUUAUACGCGACUUAAGGCAAUUUAAUUGAUAUUAAUGUUAAUGUUAUACGAGAAUAAAAAAGAAAAUGACAAGGUGUCUGGUGUUCAUCCUUACUUAAUUAAAACAGUUUUCAGUAGUUGUCAACAUAAUCUUUGUGUGCGAGCUAGGCGUGGUUAUAAUCCGACUUCUUGGAUUAUAUAAGGGAGUGUUUAUGGCUUAGUUAUGGCACUGUAUGUGUUUUCGCCAUUUUAUGGGCGUGGCAGUGGUCCGAUUUCGCGCAUUUUCAUCACCAUGGUGUCAAAGAAUAUGUGUACCAAGUAUCAUCAUUGAUAUAUCUCAACUUUUACUCAAGUUGUCGCUUGCAUAGACGGGCAGACGGACCGACAGACAGCCGGACGCACGGACAGACAUUCGGAUUUCAAAUUUACUCCUCACACUGAUCACUUUGGUAUAUAUAAGCUCAUAUCUAAUCUAUUUAGUUUUAGGUGUUACAAACAACCGUUAUGUGAACAAAACUAUUCAAGAGUAUAAAAAUGUGUAAUUAAUAUACAUACAUGACCAGGUCAGAGCAACACACCUUUUAAAGAAAUUCAAGAGGGCUACAGAGCGACCCAUUCACCUAGGGUCCCGACAGAUUCACCGAGACAGACUCGACUCAAGAGUAAGGCCGAGAAACCAAGCUCAGAUCUUUUGAGAAAAGCUGGUUUCAACGUAAACCGUAACGAUUAAGGUUGAGAUGCUAGUGGAGGCCUAACACCCCUACCCCUUCGGUCAGACACCGUUCAAACAGGUCGCUUCCAGGGCCUCUCGUUCGAUGACCUCGAUGACCAACAAACUUUCUCUUUCUUCUAGAACAACAACAGGAGCACAAACUGAUGUUUCCCAAGUGUGGCAAGUUUUUGCUAAAAAAAAUACGGUUUUAUUUAAGGUAGAGAAGUGAAGGAAUUAUAAAGUAAUGAGCCGCAAUAAAGGACAAUGAGAGCUAUUACAUUUAUUUCAUUGGUGGAUAUUUUAUUGUAUCGAAAUAAUUUGUAGUUAGAUCAAGUAUAAAACUUCUUCAGCAAACAUUGAAUAUUAAACAGCACACUUCUGAACAGUUAACUAAAGCAUUUCGUUACUUCAACAAUGAAUUUAAAAUUAAGUUAUAAAAAAAUUAAAAGUUACUUCACAGCUUUCAAAAUGCGUGAGAUUGCAUUGGAUGUGACUUUGGGGAUGGUAAAUAUUUUUAGUUUACACUACGAUGGCAAAAUUGUAAGGGUGAAAAGGAAUCGCUUAAAUCAUCAUCAACGCAUACUACGAAAACUACUGGUUUACGUAAUAUUGAUAUAUAAUUUGUUUAGCAUACUUUUUCUCUGCUUCAUAAGUAUUUGUCGCAAAUUCUUUCCAAUAUUCGUACCGUUUUUAGAUGAUGAUGGAUAUCUCACCAAUACUGAAUACAGUGCGAAAUUAUUACAUACGUUUAAUACCAUCAAAUAUUUAACUACAUUCUAUGCAUUGACACACUGGCAGAAUAAUAAGAACAAAAAAGUGAUAAUAACACUAUUGAAUGAUAUGUUAAAAAUGUGCAAAAAAUUAGAGAAACACAUAGCUAUCGAUUUUAAUAAGUUACCGCCACACUGUAAUUUCCUCUUUCAUUUGCAAUUUCUUUUGAUUAUUGGGAAUUUACUAAACAAUAUGUGUAUGCUUUUUAAAGUUGAGGACUUGCUCACUGUUUUGAUGGGCAUCAACAACGAUUCUUACUAUGCAACGCUCUACGUUAUGUAUCAAAUUGUGCUGCUAAUUCAAUGGAAUAUCCAUGAGAAUGUUAAUGCAAAUUUCGAGAAACGCAUCGAAUGUAAUGCAAUUAAAACCAAAGAUGUAUUGAAGUUCAUUGCAUUGCUGAAACAUUUAAAAAAUCUACAAAAUAAUUUCGCCAAAAACUUUGUGUGGCUUCCAUCUGUGUUUGUUUUCAAGGCUUUUUUUACAAUUACCGAAACCUCGUUUCUUUGGAAUUAUAUAAGACAACAUAAUAGUUUGGCUGGCAUUCGAUUAAUUUGGUUAUAUAGUAGCGCCGCAUUAUGUUGGCUGGAUGUGUUUCUAUUGGUUUUUAUGUUAAGUGAAUUGCGUCGAUUGGACCAUUACACACAACAACUUUUAUUGAAAGUGACUACAAUGCAAUACAAGGCAAGUUCCGAUCGCAGGGACACAUUUAAAGAGGUUUGUUGUUAAUUUUUUUUUUUUAAGAAAAUAUUAUUUAAAAUUGAUAUAUUUAAUAUUUCCAGCUCGAAAUGUUUUUAUCAACUCAUCAUUUGAAGCCUUAUACUUUUCAUCUAAAUCCAUUUCUACAACGUAUGAGUAACCUUCUUUCCUGGUCUAUUUUUUGGCCUUUUGUUUUCGGACUCUUUAUAACUCGCAUAAACCCAUUCAAUUUAAGUUUUCUGCGCAGUUUAAGUCAAUAAACAAGGAUAAGAAAUUAAUAAAUGUUUUCUCAUGUAUAUCCGUUUUAUAUUCCUCUUUCAAUAAUAAUUAUUACUUGAACCGUGUGUCGGAAAUUCAUAUGUAAUAUGUAAUGACCCGCAAUAAAGGACAAUGAUAGCUAUUACAUUUA
Molecule: messenger RNA, 3795 nt
Organism: Zeugodacus cucurbitae (melon fly)
Lineage: Eukaryota; Metazoa; Arthropoda; Insecta; Diptera; Tephritidae
Exons: 2
Coding region: 40-1257 (405 amino acids)
Source: RefSeq, a predicted model, not a curated record